AYGAUMAAAAAAAAAGACAAAUCAAGAAGUUCUAUUGUUGAAACAUGAAAUAUUCAACGUUGUUAACUGUUAGUACAUCAUUAUUAACAAUAAGAUUGUUCCAUCUAUAUAUAAUUCAUUCAUGGUAUGUCCCAGAUGAAUACUGGCAGUCUUUGGAAAUUGCUCAUUAUAUUACUUUUGGUUUUGGAUAUCGCACUUGGGAAUGGAUUGUAGGUAUAAGAAGUUAUAUAUGYAUUUCAUGGAUUGUAUUGGUUUAUAAGAUUUUAAAAUUUUUCUCCCUGGACUCAUUACAACUYUUAAUAUGGAGUCCACGCUUUCUACAAACAAUUUUUUCAACAAUUUCGGAUUUUUGUUUUGUGGCCUGGGUACAAAAACACUCUAAAUGUUCAAAUGUAUUUUGGCCAGUAGUUUGUUAUAUGUCAAAUCCAUUUUUGGCAUAUUGUUCGACACGCACCUUAGUCAACACAUUGGAAACCAACUUGACAACAAUUGCCUUGUAUUAUUAUCCUUGGUCAUUGAAGAAUAAAGACGUCACAUUUUUAUGGAUAGUUGCUUUUGUUUGUGUUAUGCGUCCAACAGCAAUAAUAGUGUGGCUACCAUUAAUUGUGUUUGAUGUUUUUACUCAUAAACGUUACACUCUAAGUAACCUAAUAAAGUAUAUUAGUAUUGGUUUGACAUCUCUUAUUUUUUCUAUAACAAUGGAUACAUACUUUCAUGGUUCUUUUGUUGUUACACAGUGGAAUUUUUUGUAUUAUAAUAUUAUAAAAAAAGUCAAUGCUCACUAUUCCGUGGAACAUUGGUAUUGGUACUUUGUCAGUGGAUUACCACCAGUUUUGGGACCUAUAUUUUUUAUAUUAAUUUAUUGUCUGAUUAAAAAAAUAAGUCACAUCAAUCUUUAUGAUACUGAUUCUAAGUUGGUAGUCACAAUAAUUUGGUCUGUGUCUGUUUUAAGUAUGGUUGCUCAUAAAGAACAAAGAUUUCUACUACCGUUGUUUCCAAUGAUAUUCUUUAUUACAUCUCAACAAAUUUCUAUAGUUUGUAAAAAGUUUAUAAAAUUAAGAACUUUAAUAGUUAUAUUAAAUAUCACAGUAUUAAUUUAUUUGGGGCGGUAUCAUCAAAUAGGAUCAACCAGAGUUAUGUCAUAUUUAAAUACUUAG
Molecule: messenger RNA, 1157 nt
Organism: Diuraphis noxia (Russian wheat aphid)
Lineage: Eukaryota; Metazoa; Arthropoda; Insecta; Hemiptera; Aphididae
Gene: PIG-B
Product: phosphatidylinositol glycan anchor biosynthesis class B
Biological process (GO): GPI anchor biosynthetic process
Cellular component (GO): endoplasmic reticulum membrane
Molecular function (GO): alpha-1,2-mannosyltransferase activity
Source: RefSeq, a predicted model, not a curated record